GCGGUCUGAUUGAUUUCGAAGAUAUCGUUUACGAUUUCCUCCGGCGAAAUUGCUCUAGCGAUGAAAGGCUGGUAACUUAUUAUGUCGUUGGAGAUAACAAAACACGUGGCCUGAACCCCCAAAAGGACCUUGUUGAUUAUCCACCUCUGACGAUGGAAGUCGGCCCGGUGAGUUACGGCAAGCCUCAAGUACAGUUGCUCCAGCUGUCUGCUGUGUAUGUACAGACUUUUCACAACAACCAGUCUGAUGUGGAGGGUAAGGCUCACAUAUCAGAGGAAGUACAGCACGAAGACGAGUACUCGUGGACCGUAAAUAAGGGACUACAGUUCACUUCAAAGGUCAAGUUCACUGUAAACGUUCCACUAGUCUAUCAAUUCAGCUCAGAAAUUUCGACAUCAGUGAAUACGGGUUCUGGAUCCACCACGGUUGAAACACGAACUACGAAACAAUGGAUUAAACAAGAUGUAAUAAUACCCCCUGGAGCCACCAUUGAAGCAAAGUGGUAUGUCAACGAAGCACAAGUGGUGGUGCCAUGGGAAUCAAACAUCACCUUGAGUGGACACGUUGUGGCGUUGUUUGAAAAACCUAAACAAGAAUUAAAUUGGAAGUACUUCCUUGUAGGCAACAUUAAGCAUGACAACAUCACAACAAACGGAUCUUCCGCCUUUCUCCGGGCUUCAGGUCUGUUUACAGCAAACGUAGCUAAGAGCUAUCACCUUUCCACCACUGAGAAGAAAUUAGCGCACCGCACUGCGAGUGUGGCUAAGUAUAUUAUGCAGCAAGAUAGUUAAUGAUCCAUAAUCAAGUGGAUUAAAACAAGCCAUUCAAUAAAUAAAGGCCCAAAGAAAACAGUUCCAAUCUUUACUUUGACCGAAUCAACAGUAAACUUUCUUCAAGUAUUA
Molecule: messenger RNA, 902 nt
Organism: Ixodes scapularis (black-legged tick)
Lineage: Eukaryota; Metazoa; Arthropoda; Arachnida; Ixodida; Ixodidae
Exons: 3
Coding region: 153-791 (212 amino acids)
Source: RefSeq, a predicted model, not a curated record